Molecule: messenger RNA, 6854 nt
Organism: Marmota monax (woodchuck)
Lineage: Eukaryota; Metazoa; Chordata; Mammalia; Rodentia; Sciuridae
Gene: Iqsec3
Product: IQ motif and Sec7 domain ArfGEF 3
Exons: 14
Coding region: 67-3639 (1190 amino acids)
Biological process (GO): actin cytoskeleton organization; regulation of ARF protein signal transduction
Molecular function (GO): guanyl-nucleotide exchange factor activity; protein binding
Source: RefSeq, a predicted model, not a curated record
CUGCGCGCCCUCGCGCUCUCCGCCGCCUGCCGAGGCGCUGGCAGGGCGCAGGCGGCGGCGGGCGGCAUGGAGAGCCUGCUGGAGAAUCCGGUGCGCGCUGUGCUCUACCUCAAGGAGCUCACGGCCAUCGUGCAGAACCAGCAGAGUCUCAUCCACACCCAGCGCCAGCGCAUCGACGAGCUGGAGCGGCGUCUGGACGAGCUAAGCGCCGAGAACCGCAGCCUGUGGGAGCACCAGCAGCUGCUGCAAGCGCAGCCUCCGCCUGGGCUCGUCCCCCCAUCGUCGGCCCCGUUGCCGGCUCCCCCGGCCACCGCUCCCGCCGCGGCCCAGGAACCGCUCCAGAACCACGGACAGCUCCAAUCCGCCACACCACAGUCCGCGCCCGAGCAGCCACAGCUUCAGCACCACGGACAGCUUCUGGUGCAGCCUCAGGCGGGCCCCAGCAGUAGGGCUCACUCACCCCAAUCACCCCACCAGCACCCGGUGACACUUGGGGCCGUCGCUGACAAGGAGAAGGAGCGUCCCCCGAGUUGUUGCGCUGCCGCCGGAGCCCUCCUUCAGCACAAAUCCCCCGCCGCCCUCGGCAAGGGCGUCCUGAGCAGGAGACCCGAGAAUGAAACCGUGCUGCAUCAAUUCUGCUGCCCAGCCGCUGACGCCGAGCAGAAGCCCUCCUGCUCUGACCUGGCCUCCCAAAGCGAUGGCUCCUGCGCCCAGGCUGGUGGGGGCAUGGAGGACUCCGUGGUGGCAGCGGCGGCGGUGGCAGCCGGCAGACCCAGUGCCCAUGCCCCGAAGGCUCAAGCCCAGGAGCUGCAGGAGGAGGAGGAGCGGCCGGGGGCGGGGGGUGCCUCCCAGAGGGCCGGCCCCCACCGCGUGGCCUCCCCCGGCCAGCAGCAGCCUGCCCUGACAGCGCUCUGUUCCCACGCCCCUGCCGCCUCGGAUUACGAACUCUCCCUUGACCUAAAGAAUAAACAGAUUGAAAUGCUAGAACACAAGUACGGGGGCCAUCUGGUGUCCCGGAGAGCUGCUUGCACCAUCCAAACCGCCUUCCGCCAGUACCAGCUCAGCAAGAACUUCGAAAAGAUCCGCAACUCGCUCCUGGAGAGCCGCCUUCCGCGGCGGAUCUCCCUGCGCAAGGUGCGGGCGCCCACAGCCGAGAGCCUGGUGGCUGAGAAGGCCCUUAUGGAGGGCUACGGCCUCAUGGGGCUGCCGCUAGUGCGCUCACCCUCCUUGCCGCCCACCUUCGCCGGCACGCUCACAGAGUUGGAGGACUCCUUCACUGAGCAGGUGCAGUCUCUGGCCAAGUCCAUCGACGACGCCCUUAACACCUGGAGCCUCAAGACCAUGUGCUCCCUGCAGGAGAGCGGCGCUUACCAGAUCCACCAAGCCCUGCACGCAGGCACCGGGCAGCCCUGUCUGGAGACUGAGAUGCGGGAGCCUGAAAGUGCAGGCGCAGGGCCUGGAGAUGAGGCCAGCGAGGCCACCACCGGCCUGCCCCAGAGCCACAGCGGCACCCUCAUGAUGGCUUUCCGGGACGUCACUGUGCAGAUCGCCAGCCAGAACAUCUCGGUCUCCUCCUCCACCGCUCUGUCUGUGGCCAACUGCCUGGGCGCCCAGUCUGCCCAGGCCAUAGCAGAACCCGCGGCCUGCAAAGCCGAACAGGGUGAGGCCCCUGGGCAGGAGGCCCCGGAGGCCCCCGCUGUGGGUCAGGGGGACGCCUUCUCCCAGGACACGUGCCCAGAAGUGGCAGUCAGUGGAGCCCCCCGGUCAGUGGCUGCGGAGUCGGUGGUGGAGGAGGCUGUGGCCACAGAGGUGGAGGAGGAAGAAGAGGAGACUGGGGAGGCAGGGAAAGGAACAGAGGCCGAGGCGGGUGACAACUCGGAGCAGCUGAGCAGUAGCAGCACAUCCACCAAGUCUGCCAAGUCAGGUUCGGAAGUAUCGGCUUCCGCCUCCAAGGAGGCCCUGCAGGCCAUGAUCCUGAGCCUGCCCCGCUACCACUGCGAGAACCCUGCUAGCUGCAAGUCACCCACGCUGUCCACCGACACGCUGCGCAAGCGCCUCUACCGCAUUGGCCUCAACCUCUUCAACAUAAACCCUGACAAGGGCAUCCAGUUCCUGAUCUCGCGCGGUUUCAUCCCGGACACCCCCAUCGGUGUGGCCCAUUUUCUGCUCCAGCGUAAGGGCCUCAGCCGCCAGAUGAUCGGCGAGUUCCUGGGCAACAGCAAGAAGCAGUUCAACCGCGACGUACUAGACUGCGUGGUGGAUGAGAUGGACUUCUCCAGCAUGGAGCUGGAUGAGGCCCUGCGGAAGUUCCAGGCUCACAUCCGUGUGCAGGGGGAGGCCCAGAAGGUGGAGCGGCUCAUAGAGGCCUUCAGCCAGCGCUACUGCAUGUGCAACCCUGAGGUGGUGCAGCAGUUCCACAACCCUGAUACCAUCUUCAUCCUGGCCUUCGCCAUCAUCCUCCUCAACACCGACAUGUACAGCCCCAACAUUAAGCCUGACCGGAAGAUGAUGCUGGAGGACUUUAUCCGGAACCUGCGAGGUGUGGAUGAUGGUGCUGACAUCCCCAGGGAGCUGGUAGUAGGCAUCUAUGAGAGGAUUCAGCAGAAGGAGCUCAAGUCCAAUGAGGAUCAUGUCACGUAUGUCACCAAGGUGGAGAAGUCCAUUGUGGGCAUGAAGACAGUGCUGUCGGUGCCGCACCGCCGGCUCGUCUGCUGCAGCCGGCUCUUCGAGGUGACCGACGUGAACAAGCUGCAGAAGCAGGCGGCGCAUCAGAGAGAGGUGUUCCUCUUCAACGACCUGCUGGUGAUUCUCAAACUGUGCCCCAAAAAGAAGAGCUCCUCCACAUACACCUUCUGCAAGUCAGUCGGCCUGCUGGGCAUGCAGUUCCACCUCUUUGAGAAUGAGUAUUACUCUCAUGGCAUCACACUUGUGACCCCCGUCUCGGGCUCUGAGAAGAAGCAGAUGCUGCACUUCUGUGCCCUGGGCUCUGAUGAGAUGCAGAAGUUCGUGGAGGACCUGAAGGAGUCCAUCGCUGAGGUGACAGAACUGGAGCAGAUCCGGAUAGAGUGGGAGCUGGAAAAGCAGCAGGGAACAAAGACGCUCUCCUUCAAGCCUGGGGGAGCCCAGGUGGACUCACAGUCGAAGCAAGGAUCGCCUACAGCCAAAAGGGAAGCCGCGCUGGGGGAGAAGCCGGUGGAGAGCUCAGGGGAGGUGUCAAUUCACAACAGGCUUCAAACGUCCCAGCACAACCCCGGGCUGGGGGCCGAGAGGGGAGCACCGCAGCUGCCAGACCUGCAGCCUAGCCCCUUGAGAGAGCAGCCCCCACCGCUGCCACCGCCACCCACGCCCCCAGGCACCCUGGUGCAGUGCCAGCAAAUUGUCAAGGUCAUUGUCCUGGACAAGCCCUGCUUGGCCCGCAUGGAGCCCCUGCUGAGCCAGGCUCUCUCCUGCUACGCCUCAUCCUCUUCUGAUUCCUGUGGCUCCACACCUCUGGGCGGCCCAGGCUCCCCGGUCAAGGUCAUCCACCAGCCUCCACUGCCCCCGCCCCCACCCCCCUACAACCACCCACACCAGUUCUGCCCACCGGGCUCCCUGCUGCAUCGGCGCCGCUAUUCCAGCGGCUCAAGGAGCCUGGUGUAGACUCUGUCCCCCAGCACCCUACUGUCCUAGGAGAGCUGUCCACUGGGGGGGACUUGGGCUGUCCUUCGCUGCUCCCCACACCCUGGCACGAUGUGUUCCUGGUCACUGAUCACUGUCAUUUUGGAAAGAACCCCAAUCCCUGGAACAUGGGUUUGCUUGGUCCAAACAUCCUCCCCUUACUCAGCUGAGCACCCCUUCCCCCAAGAGGGGGAGACAUGGCCAGAUGAGGUGACACCUCCUCUUCCUAUGGCUACCACUCUCCCCAGUUGGACCGUGAAUUAAAGAAAAAUAGAGAUGAGGGACUAACAGGUGGCCGGCUCUAAGUCUAUUAGUGUCCAGUGGCGAGCAGCAGAGCCCUGGAUGGAAAGCAGCUGCCUCACAGCCCCAGGACCAGAUGCAUCUGUGGCUGAGUGGAGGAGAGUAGACCCUGGUCCCUGGAGGUACCAAUGAGUGGGAGAUGUGAGAAGGGGGACUUUCUCUGCUGCCCCUGUCCCCCAGGCCUGGCAGUCUCAGAGAGCUUCUCCAUAGUUCCCCCAAAGACAUUGGCUGUUCUGACCAUGUCUUUCCCCUCUUCCUCUUCCUGGGGCUUUUCCUGAGCUGGCCUGAUUCCAGGAGGGCUCAAGAAAGGGAAAGGGGAGCACUCCGCUGUCUCUGGGCCAGAUGAACAGGGCCAUGGAAUUGCUGGAUCAUAUAUCUGCCAAAUGCACUUUUUAAAAGCAUUUCUUAAUCUCCUGGCCCGUAAAUAAUACCCAGUCAAUGCCAAGAGCACACAGGCCCUUGCACAUAAAUACACAUGAGAACCAAUGUGGAAGCAGAAACAAGGGAUGAGGCAAUGAUUUGCCCAGAAGAGGUGCCACUUGGCCCCGAGGCAGGGCUCCUUUUUCCAUGACUCUGUGGCCUCCAGGAGAGGCUUGGGUGCGGAGGCAGGCAGGAGAAGUGGGGCUCCAAAGGCUGCAUCUCCCCUGCUACCCCCAGCCUUUAAAUAGUCCCCCUUCUGGAAGGUAUGGACCCACUUCCAGUAGGGAUGGCUAAGAAUCCUGGACUCUCAAAAUUGCAAAAGACUAUAAUCCUGGUAACCCAGGAGGCUGAGGCAAGAGGAUGCAAGUUCAAGGCCAGCCUGGGCAACUUAGUGAAUUUUCUCAAAAUUUAAAAAAUGGGGUUGUAGCUCAGUGGUAGAGCAGGGUUCAAUACCUAGUACCAAAAAAAAAAAAAAAGAAGAAGAAGAAGAAGAAGAGGAGGAAGAAGAAGAAAUUGCAAAGGAGCCAAGCAGGGCUCCCUGACUUCCCAGGGCAGAGCAGAAUCAGAGCCAACUUCAGGUGGCCACACGGAGCCCAGGGAAGUGUCCUCUCCCCAGUCAGAUGAAAGGCAGCCCAUCCUCAAAGUCCACAGGGGCAGUGCUAUUCUCCCCAAUCAUGACCCUUCCAGGAAGUGUCUAUCUCAAGCCAGGCCAGUCUCUAGUCCUGUGCCAACCAUUGUCGCUCCUUCAUUAAGAUUCUCCCACCCCGUCUCCUACUCAGAGCCUGUUUUUAAAGCACCCAGAAAGACACAGUGAAUAUUGCCCAAGUCUAAAUUGAAUUGGCUUCUCCCAGUCCCUACUGCACACCCCAACCUGCAGUACUCUGGGCCAGGUAGGAGGCACAGAUAAUUCCUGGCUCUCGGAGAGGCCAGAUGACCUAGUUUCUUAUGUACAUGUGUGGUCACCCAGACGUCAUUAUGAUGUCACCCAGUGAGUUUAUUUCUGUCUUUGUCGGCCCAAUUUCCAUAACUCAUAACUUGCAGCCAAUUUGCUGGCUCCCCUGGGGCUCCCAGCCCAUCUGUUCCUCCCUGUCCUGGCUGCCUUGGCCCCCCUGCAGGGUCUUUUCUGUAACAGGAAUGUUCCAGUCAAAGCCUUUGGAAUGGAGCAGCUCACAGAUGGACAGAUGGGGUGCACAGGUCAGACACCUCAUUGCCCUUGGCUAAGAGGUGUCAGGGCCUUGGGAGGAAGUAGAGUUGCAGUAUGGAAAUGGAUAAAUCUCAAAUGAAGGUGAAAAUUAUGAAUGGGAGGCAGGGUAUGAGCUAUGAAAGAAUGAGCUAUGAGCGCAGCUAAAUAUAUUUGUGGGGUGGGAACCGUGGAUGCCAAGGGCUGCCGAGGAAGGGGCACAGCCCAGACAACUUGGUCCCCAUCAUCAGGACCAAGGUCUCCUGCUCACAUCAUGCUUCAAGCUGAAAGAGUGCCCUCCCUUCCUGUUGAUGGGCACAGUAACACUGCCCCCCCAAAGGCCUGACUUUCCACGGCAGGGGUCUUAGGGUUGGCACAUGUAUGUACUCUUUCUGCAAAGGAAGCAGAUCAGCGUGGGGUCAUGGGCACCCAGCAGUUCUGAGCAGGGAGGGACUCUGACCCCCUGAUCACCUAGGGCAGGAGACAGCUGGGCCUCCUCACCGUCAGGGGAAGUCAGAAUUCCCAACAUCUGUAACUUCCCUACCCACUUAGCCAGCAGGCUAAGUUUGGGACCUGUCUCUGUCCUUUUCCACAGAGACCUAGGAGAAGCCUCCUGUCCCUCCCCAUGAUAGUGGUUCAGUCCUCCCAGAGGGCCUGGCAGAGAUGCCCUUGGCCCUCCUGCUCUCCCAAGAGGGCAGUGGAGUGCUGACUGAGCCGCCAGACCCAAUCACACCAAGAUGGCCCCACUUCAUCAACUCUCUAGGCCUUACUUUAAGGGACUUGGUCCCCUCUCCCAAUUUAUCCACCUGGCCCCAACUCCAGAAUUGAGAGUGGGGGAUGAAACUAGCUUUCCCACCAGCUUUUGGCCAAGUCCCACCUUCAGGCCUGAAACAGGCCCGGCCCCAGCAGCUUGUCCCAGAAGCCUGCUUGUCUGUCUGUUUGUUCACAAGUUUCACAAAGAUGUCUUGCUCCCACACACACUUUUCGGCCCUGGGCCUUUGAUCCCUCACCCACUUGUCCCCCAGAGCCUGCCAGGAUGUCUCUUGUGCCCAGUAGGCCUCUUGACAACCAUCCAUCUGUCUGUCCCUGUGUUCAGCUGUAUGUCCCUUCUCGCUGUGCCCCUCCUCCCCGCAUACACCGUUCACCCCACUGGAGAGACACCUUUCUAGGAAAAGUCAGGGUGGCUGCACCCAGCAACUAAUCCAAAUGGCAAAUAUUUUGUAACAAAAUAGCCCAGAGGUAUUUUAUCUGUUCAAUUCAUAGAGUUUUAGAGAUUAUAUUGAAAUAUGUCACUUGA